AUGAAGGUUUGGGUGAAGUUUGUGGUUUUGGUGUUUUUGAGGCUUGUUCCAGUUUAUUGUAAUUUCAGUCAAGUGAAGUUAACGCUUCACAGAAUGUUUAAAAACAAGGAUUUUGGAGAAUCUCUGGAUCAAUUGGUUAACAAUUACAAAUAUACAACGGAGUCAAUUGAGAAUUCUUUUAGACGUUGCCUGGAGAAUGAGAUGGACGACAACAAGAUUAUGGCUUGUUUUAUUUCAGGUCUCUAUAGGGAACGUGUUCUGGAACAACACAAACUGCUUCUUUGUAUCGCUGAAUAUGCCAAGAACGCGGCCAUGAACUGUAUUAUCGCUUGCCUUAACAACUACACGCCCGAGUGUUUUAAGGUAACUUAUUUCUAA
Molecule: messenger RNA, 378 nt
Organism: Theileria annulata
Lineage: Eukaryota; Apicomplexa; Aconoidasida; Piroplasmida; Theileriidae
Exons: 1
Coding region: 1-378 (125 amino acids)
Source: RefSeq, a predicted model, not a curated record